AUGUCUUCCCCCACACCCCCUGACAGCUCACCAUCUCCGCCCAAAAAGCCACCAACCUCCAAGCCCGUCGCAAAAGCCUCAGAUGACCGUGUCGCUCCAUUCACUUCGCUAUUCGGCCCCUUCAUCAUCCCCACAAAGACUCCAGCACCAGGGUCCGUGAACAGCCCCACUUCACAGCCACCGGCCACAACAUACCACGUCAAAGCAAUCUACAUCAACGCACCCUCUGACAUCGUCGAAUUUAACGGGUAUUGUGGCACCCAUGAGCAGACAAAGCAGGCGCUGGAAGGCUUGAUAGACCAAGCGCGUACUGGGUACCGCACAACCGAUGAAGGAGAAAUUGAGCAUAUCGAGGGAUCAGAGUGCAAUGUUAGAGUGGCGGAUGAUGGGUUGAGUUUUGAGGUGUUUCCUUUUGAAUGGGAGGGGUGGGUGGCGAGAGUUUGGGCGGAGGAGAAGGAUGGUGAUGGCGGAGAGUACCGUGCUGCGUUUGGGUGGUGA
Molecule: messenger RNA, 498 nt
Organism: Parastagonospora nodorum SN15
Lineage: Eukaryota; Fungi; Ascomycota; Dothideomycetes; Pleosporales; Phaeosphaeriaceae
Exons: 1
Coding region: 1-498 (165 amino acids)
Source: RefSeq, a predicted model, not a curated record